This is a messenger RNA of Dendrobium catenatum, 1043 nucleotides long. Its product is annotated as 60S ribosomal protein L10a. Gene Ontology annotation, biological process: translation. The coding region runs from base 141 to 791 and encodes 216 amino acids. Gene Ontology annotation, cellular component: large ribosomal subunit. The transcript has 5 exons. Gene Ontology annotation, molecular function: structural constituent of ribosome; RNA binding. Lineage: Eukaryota; Viridiplantae; Streptophyta; Magnoliopsida; Asparagales; Orchidaceae. The record is from RefSeq and is a predicted model, not a curated record.
UCCGCGUUUUGCUUAUCCGACCCGUUUUCUUUUCGCCUCUAGGGUUUACAUUACGAGUCGCCUCCCUCGCAGGUUUUGUUUUCUGCCGCCGUCUCUUCGUGUGUCUAUCUAAGAACUAGCGCAGAAAUCGUUGGGGAAAAAUGAGUAAGUUGCAAAGUGAUGUUCUGAGGGAAGCCAUCUCUCAGCUUGCCAAUGACAGUCGUGAAAAGAAGCGCAAAUUCGUUGAAACUAUUGAGCUGCAGAUCGGACUGAAGAACUAUGAUCCCCAAAAGGACAAGCGCUUCAGCGGUUCUGUGAAGCUGCCUCACAUCCCUCGGCCAAAGAUGAAAGUUUGCAUGCUUGGUGAUGCCCAGCAUGUUGAGGAGGCUGAGAAGAUAGGGCUGGAUUGGAUGGAUGUUGAAGGUCUGAAGAAAAUGAAUAAGAACAAGAAGCUUGUGAAGAAGCUUGCUAAGAAGUAUCAUGCUUUCCUGGCAUCUGAGGCUAUAAUUAAGCAAAUUCCUCGGCUUCUUGGACCUGGCCUUAAUAAAGCAGGGAAGUUUCCGACCCUUGUUACUCAUCAGGAGUCUUUGGAAUCAAAAGUAAAUGAAACCAAAGCGAUGGUUAAGUUUCAACUCAAGAAGGUUCUCUGUAUGGGCGUUGCUGUGGGCAACUGCGGAAUGGAGGAGAAACAGAUCUUUCAGAACGUUCAGCUCAGUGUGAAUUUCCUAGUUUCUCUUCUGAAGAAAAAUUGGCAAAAUGUGAGGUGCUUAUAUUUGAAGAGCACAAUGGGGAAGCCUUACAGAGUCUUCUAAACUCCCACAACCUUUAAAAGACUGAAUUUGCCGAUAGACAAAUUGAGCGGAUUCCAGCGGGUUUUGCAGUCUAAAUCUUAUUUAUUACUGUUCUAGUUUUGUUUCCUGUGCUUUGUAGUGCAUGAAAUUGCUUUAUUUUCCUGUAAUCAUCAAAGAUUUUGGAUUGGAUUCUGCCUUGUGUUGGCUUUUGUUGUAUGGAUUUAAAUCUGUUUGCUUUCUAUUUAAUUGCUACUCAUUCAGCUUGGUAGUUUA